GCUAGCCACCUUUCGCGCGUUCCUACCUGCGCUGCCCAGCAAUGGGACUUCAUUUGAUUUGAGAGACGGCGAUCGACGACGACAUGGGUCGUGGACUCAUGCAGCGGUAGCUCCACACCGGCGACCAGUAGCCCCUAGCUCUCGUUUUAUAUAUAAACCGUGCGCGCCUUAGCCCUCGCACUCCCGAUCGAGCGUAACAACAACUCCGCCGGCCCAUUGCCCAUAGCCACUCCAGACGAUCGACCCGCGCGCGGGGCCGCCGUACGUACUCGAGCUUGGAAUCGAGCAUGUCGUCGAGAGCGCCGCCGGUGGAGCUCGACUUCCUCGGCCUCCGCGCCGCUGCCCUCGGCGAGCAACGCGGCAAGAACACCGGCUCAUCCUCCUCCUCCUCCUCCUUGUCGUCCAUCCGAGGGAUGGAGACGAGCGCAAUAGCGAGGAUAGACCCCCAGCUGCUGCGCCGCGUCGUCGUCCCCCGCUCGCCGGCGACGACGGAAGAGGCGCCUGCGGCUCCCAGUCCCAUGACGGUCUUCUACAACGGCUCCGUUGCCAUCUUCGAUGUCUCCCACCACAAGGCAGAAGCUAUAAUGCAGAUGGCAAGGGACGUAACGUUGGCAGAAAGGCGUGACCUUGGCAACAAUACACCUGUUGGAAAUUCAAGCAAAGACAUACCACUGGCAAGAACAAAGUCGUUGCAGCAGUUCCUCGUGAAGCGUAAAGAGAGGUUGACCCGCAUGGGUCCAUACCAUCCCGGCGCCACCACCAUCAGCGGCAGCUCUCUUGGUGUGAAGAAGGAAGCGGAAGCAGCCUAGCUAGCUUCUGGGCUUGACUGAUUAGCUUGAUGUUCAUUUGGUGCUCUUGAUUAUAGGGUAUAGCUAAUUGUUCCGGUGAUUACCGGUGUAUAUUCAUGUGUGUGGAAAUGGAACUAGGGCCCCGCUUGGUUCACGUGUAUUUAUAUACACUUGUAUUUAUUUUACAGGUGUAUAAUACUGGUCUUAUUUGAUUUUUAACUUGAAAGAAAAACGACCAGUGGAGGUCUGUAUAUUUUACACCGGUAUUGAACUAAGAAACGUCAAUCCAA
Messenger RNA from Hordeum vulgare subsp. vulgare (domesticated barley), 1078 nucleotides. RefSeq names its product protein TIFY 9-like. Gene Ontology annotation, biological process: regulation of defense response; response to wounding; regulation of jasmonic acid mediated signaling pathway. Gene Ontology annotation, cellular component: nucleus. The transcript has 5 exons. Bases 288 to 809 code for a protein of 173 amino acids. The record is from RefSeq and is a predicted model, not a curated record. NCBI's taxonomy places the organism in Eukaryota, Viridiplantae, Streptophyta, Magnoliopsida, Poales, Poaceae.